This is a messenger RNA of Neoarius graeffei (lesser salmon catfish), 1928 nucleotides long. RefSeq names its product HemK methyltransferase family member 1 (gene hemk1). The coding region runs from base 185 to 1231 and encodes 348 amino acids. Gene Ontology annotation, cellular component: mitochondrion. Gene Ontology annotation, biological process: protein methylation. The transcript is spliced from 11 exons. NCBI's taxonomy places the organism in Eukaryota, Metazoa, Chordata, Actinopteri, Siluriformes, Ariidae. Gene Ontology annotation, molecular function: nucleic acid binding; protein methyltransferase activity. The record is from RefSeq and is a predicted model, not a curated record.
ACAGCUUCCGUGUUCAGGCUAAAGCCUGUAGACAGCAUGGGCAGACUGAUUCUUUCAUGAAACUGAGGCUUCAGCUUUUCUUUUCUUUUUUAAAAUAAUAAUAAUAAUAAUAAUAAUAAUAAUAAUUAUUAUUAUUAUUAUUAUUAUAAAAUGUCGUAUUAAGAUGCUGUUUUACAAAUUAUAAAUGAUGUUAGGUUUGAUGUCAGGAAGCAGCAGAUCCGCCUGGACUCAGAGAGUCUUUACUAAGAGGAUAAGAAAAGCAAUAACAAUAAUCCAGCAGCAGGCUCUGCUGUGGUUGCCGGGUGGAGGUGUAGGUGGCGCUGUCGCUCCUCCUGUAGACUGCAGCGUUACAGUAGAGCAGGCGCUGAGCGUGUGGACGCAGUGCUUCCAGCAGCAUGGGAUCUCUGAGCCGCUCCUUUCCUCACACUACAUCAUCGCUCACGUCCUGGGAAAGAAAACUCUGCAAAGUGUGGAAACGAGGAGGCUCCGAGAAAGACUGGGUGACAAAGAAAAAGAAGACGUGUGGGCACUAUGUUCCAAACGUCUAACAAGGAUGCCGGUGCAGUAUGUGAUCGAGGAGUGGGACUUCAGAGAUCUGACCCUGAAGAUGAGACCUCCAGUGUUCAUUCCCCGCCCUGAGACAGAGGAACUGGUUAGUUUGGUGUUGAAAGAUCUGCAGUCACAGUGGGGAGUGAAAACUUUGCGAUGCCUGGAGGUGGGCUGUGGAUCAGGUGCCAUCUCUCUGAGUCUACUGCACAGUGUACCACAGCUCAAGGCAGUUGCACUGGAUCAAAGCCAGGCAGCUGUGCGUCUCACCAAGGAAAAUGCAGACAGACUGGGGCUCUUGGACAGACUGGAAGUUUAUCAUUUAGAUAUAAUGAAAGAUGCUGAUUUGACACUGAGAAGCUGCAGUCCUGUUGAUGUAAUUGUUAGCAACCCUCCUUACCUGUUUUCUCAGGAUAUGGUGUCUCUGCAGGCAGAGAUACUCAGGUUUGAGGACCACUCAGCAUUGGAUGGGGGUUUGGAUGGCAUGUCGGUAAUCAGACAGAUUCUAAGUCUAGCACCGAGACUCCUAACAAAUGAAGGUCGUAUGUAUCUAGAGGUGGAUCCACGCCAUCCUCCACACAUAAAGGGUCUGGUAGAGGAAAGCAUGCUGGGGUUGAAGUAUUUGGGAUCACACUGUGAUUUCACUAACAGGUUGCGGUUCUGCGUUCUACAGAAGAGAGAGUGAACUAACAGAGGAACCUGUGGAGUUGUGAAAGUGACUUGAAGUAAAAGCCAAGAAAGGGAAACCCAGACAGCACAUAGCUUGAGAGAAAGCUGAUAUGGAAAUGAUGAUGGCUCAAGCAACAUAUGUGAAGAACUGUAUUCUGCGCCGUUCUGCCAAAGUGCUUACACCUCACCUCCUGCAAUAGCCUACUGUGAUUCUGUUGGGUGUUUAAGGUGUUAUUUUUAAUCCUGAAAUGGAUUGUAAAGGAAAGGCUCUUUGUAUACGAGUCAAAGCACUAACCUUUAGUCUUCUCACCAGUUUCUAAUUCCUAGUGUUCUAGAUGGAAGAUCUGACCAUAAAUGAUAGUUGAAAGUGUUAAAAUAACACUUAAAAUGCAACACUGUGAACUGUUUGUCAUUUAUUAACAGUUUGAACGUGUUACCAUGCGUGUAGGAUUAUCUGUUUAAAAAAAAAACAGUCUCGAACUUGAGGAUGUGUUCGUGUCGUGGCUUAAGACUCUAUACCAGGAACUGGAGCUGCUGGUAUAAAUUCCAGUCCAGUAUAUUAGUAUCAGGUGACAGAAGACUGUAGUGUUUUGGCAUUUCUUCUGACCACUGCAGUUAUGCACUUGAGCAAAAAAAAAAAAAAAAGUGUAAUCCAGUUACAUAAAAAAAAUUUUUAAAUAAAUAAAUCCCUUACUGAGCUCUAAUUGUGCUUG